AUGGCAAUUCGAAUAUCCAAAUUAGAAGACGAACAAGAAAAUCUGAAUCUAUACUCUCGAAGAGACUGUUUAGAGUUCCAUGGAAUACCAGAGACGCCGGACGAGAAUACAGACGAGUUGGUCAAGCAAAUCGCCGAUUUAAUGGCAGUUGAAAUUAACCCAACAGAUAUCUCGACAAGCCACCGUUUGCCUUCCAGAAGAGGCAUCAUUCCUACAAUUAUUGCAAAGUUCGCAAGACGAAGUACUAGAGAUAAGCUUUAUAACUCGAAGGGAAAUUUAAAGAAUCGUAGCUCGUCUGACCUUGGUUUUGUACGGUCUGAUAAUAAGUUAUAUGUUAAUGAAAGCCUUACGCCGAAAGCUAGAGAACUGUACCAUCAAGUAAGACAAGUUCGAAAAGCCCAUCGUUUUAAAUACGCUUGGACAAAAUAUGGUAAACCCUAUUUAAAGAAGGACAAUGCCUCUCGAGCUAUAUCAUUCGCAUUGCUGAAAGAACUUGAUGAUUUCAAAGCAAGCAUACCAACUCUAUCUGGGCAAGUACCAUAA
Molecule: messenger RNA, 543 nt
Organism: Dendronephthya gigantea
Lineage: Eukaryota; Metazoa; Cnidaria; Anthozoa; Malacalcyonacea; Nephtheidae
Exons: 1
Coding region: 1-543 (180 amino acids)
Source: RefSeq, a predicted model, not a curated record